This is a messenger RNA of Musa acuminata subsp. malaccensis (wild Malaysian banana), 1196 nucleotides long. RefSeq names its product 8-hydroxygeraniol dehydrogenase. NCBI's taxonomy places the organism in Eukaryota, Viridiplantae, Streptophyta, Magnoliopsida, Zingiberales, Musaceae. Gene Ontology annotation, biological process: lignin biosynthetic process. Gene Ontology annotation, molecular function: zinc ion binding; cinnamyl-alcohol dehydrogenase activity. The record is from RefSeq and is a predicted model, not a curated record.
UAAGGCAAGCACCGAAAGAGAAGGCAAUCGCUGCUCUCUUCGACUAAUUAUCACCGGUGGACGCAUGGCGAUGUCUCCUGCGGAAGAACACCCUCAGAAGGCCUUCGGUUGGGCUGCUCGCGAUACUACCGGUGUGCUCUCCCCUUUUAACUUCUCCAGAAGAAGCACCGGACCAAAGGAUGUCGGUAUAAAGAUCCUGUACUGCGGAGUGUGCCAUUCGGACCUUCAUUUCCUGAAGAAUGAAUGGGGCUUUUCUGUGUAUCCUCUCGUUCCUGGGCACGAGAUCGUGGGGGUCGUCACACAGGUGGGCAGCAGCGUGCGAAAGUUCCGCGUUGGAGACACCGUCGCGGUCGGCUGCAUGGUCGGCGGGUGCGACGAGUGCGACGACUGCAUCAACAAGAGGGAGAGCUACUGCCGGAAAUCCAUUCUCACCUACAACGACCUCUAUCACGACGGCACUCGUACGUACGGAGGGUACUCCGACGAGACCGUGGUGGAGGAACAUUACGUUCUCGGCUUUCCCGACGGCCUGCCCAUGGCGGCCGGGGCACCGCUCUUGUGCGCGGGAAUCACCGUGUACAGUCCCAUGAAGUACUUCGGGCUAUCCCAGCCGGGGACGCACCUGGGCGUCGUCGGCCUCGGAGGCCUCGGCCAUCUGGCCGUCAAGUUCGCCAAGGCCUUCGGCGUGAAGGUCACGGUCAUCAGCACUUCGCCCGGCAAACGGAAAGAAGCAGUGGAGGAGCUCGGUGCUGAUGCUUUCAUUGUAAGCCGCGAUGAGGAGCAAAUGAAGGCCGCCAUGGCGACCAUGGAUGGCAUAAUUGAUACGGUCUCUGCUCAACACUCUCUCUUGCCUUUGUUGGAUCUCUUGAAGCAUCAUGGCAAGCUAAUUAUGGUGGGAGCACCUCCAGAGCCACUUGACCUUCCGAUUUUUCCUCUGCUUGUAGGUCGAAAGCUUGUGGCGGGCAGUGCCACAGGAGGGAUAGAGGAGACGCAAGAAAUGCUCUACUUCGCCUCCAAGCACAACAUCACCGCAGAUGUAGAGGUCAUUCCAAUGAAAUAUAUCAAUGUGGCCAUGGAGCGGCUCGCUAAGGGAGACGUCAAAUAUCGUUUUGUUAUUGACAUAGCAAACACUCUGCCAGCCUAAACUACAUUUGUCGUGCUUUGAUGCUGAAGAAGGAAUACUUCACCGAUUUUUA